AAAGGCAGGGGUGGCUGCAGUCAGCACCAUGCCAGGCCUGCUGCAGAGGGGGGCUCUGCCCUGGGCACUGCUGCUGCUUCUCUUAGACUUCCAGCUCCUGCUGACCCAUGCCUGGCAUUUCCAUGAGCAAAGGGACUGUGACGAAUACAAUGUCAUGGCUCGUUACCUCCCCGCCACAGUGGAAUUUGCCAUAUACACCUUCAACCAACAGAGCAAGGACCACUACGCCUACAGACUGGUGCAAAUCUUGAAUUCCUGGAAGGAGCAGGUGGAGUCCAAGACCGUAUUCUCAAUGGAGCUCCUGCUGGGGAGAACUAGGUGUGGGAAAUUUGAAGAGGACAUUGACAACUGCCCUUUCCAAGAAAGCCCAGCGCCAAACGAUACUUUCACCUGCUUCUUCACCAUCAGCACCAGGCCCUGGAGGACACACUUUGGCCUCCUGAACAAGACCUGCCUGGAAGGAUUCCACUGAGGGAAAGCCACUCCCAGGCCUGGCUGUGUACCGCUCCCACAUUCUGUGGACAUCAGCACUUCUCUCCUGAUGACUCUUCAGUGACGGACCAGCUCUGUACUUGCUUGUUAUCCUGUUUUGCAAGCGUGUGAGAUCUCAGACCAGUGUUUUAGAAAAUCCACACAUCUUGAGCCUAUUCAUGUGGUACAGAUCAUUAAACAUCAGCAUGUU
Molecule: messenger RNA, 682 nt
Organism: Saimiri boliviensis boliviensis (Bolivian squirrel monkey)
Lineage: Eukaryota; Metazoa; Chordata; Mammalia; Primates; Cebidae
Product: cystatin-9-like
Biological process (GO): antimicrobial humoral response
Molecular function (GO): cysteine-type endopeptidase inhibitor activity
Source: RefSeq, a predicted model, not a curated record